Molecule: messenger RNA, 1298 nt
Organism: Phanerochaete carnosa HHB-10118-sp
Lineage: Eukaryota; Fungi; Basidiomycota; Agaricomycetes; Polyporales; Phanerochaetaceae
Exons: 6
Coding region: 15-1190 (391 amino acids)
Biological process (GO): L-leucine biosynthetic process; L-valine biosynthetic process
Cellular component (GO): mitochondrion
Molecular function (GO): branched-chain-amino-acid:2-oxoglutarate transaminase activity
Source: RefSeq, a predicted model, not a curated record
UAUCAAUUCUCAACAUGGCCAACGGAAGCGAAGGCAAUGGCUACGCCAUGCAGGCUGAAUCACAGCCGGCACCCCUCGACGCCUCUAAACUGAAAGUUACCCUCAGCGAGACAUUGAAGCCUAUGCCGCCUCUGGAUGACCUGGCGUUUGGCAAGCAUAUGUCCGACCAUAUGAUGGUCUCAACGUAUCACCCAGUGACUGGCUGGACAGACCCCGAGAUCAAGCCCUAUGGACCCUUCGUUCUCGACCCUGUCUGUUCGUGCUUCCAAUAUUCCACGAACUUGUUCGAGGGUAUGAAGGCAUACAUUGGCCCCGAUGGCAAAGCCCGUCUUUUCCGCCCGGAUAUGAACAUGACUCGAAUGCGGCGUUCACGUGAUCGUGUCGCACUACCUAGCUUCGAUACGGACGAGUUGCUCAAGAUCAUAAAGAAACUCGUCCAGAUUGAGCGGCGUUGGUUCCCCAAUGCUCCAGACCACACCCUGUACGUUCGCCCCACGAUCAUCGGUACCAGGCCUUCGCUCGGUGUUGCGGCAUCGGACCACGCCCUCCUGUACGUGGUAUGUGGCCCGACGGGUCCUUUCUUCCGUGUGUCCCGUAUGCUGUCUUUGAUGGCAGUAUCGGAGCACGUUCGGUCAUGGCCAGGCGGCACGGGUGGUUACAAGCUCGCUGGAAACUACGCUCCAACCUUUAUGCCUCAGGCGGAGGCAGCGAAGCGGGGGUACGACCAGGUCCUCUGGCUCAUCGGUGACAAGAUCACGGAGGCCGGUGCCAUGAACUUCUUCAUUGUGCUGAAGCGUGACGAUGACGACCUUGAUGUCUACACACCACCAGACGACGGCACUAUUCUCCCUGGUGUUACCCGUGAUUCCGUUAUCCGCCUCUUGCAGGCGCACGGCACAUCGACAACGAUUGAGGGCAUCCCGCAGACGGUUCAUGUGGAGGAACGCCCUGUGACACUUUCGGAAGUUGCACAGUGGUCGGCGGAUGGCCGUCUCCUCGAGGUUUUCACUGUCGGCACAGCUGUUAUUGUCGCUUCCGUCGGUCGCAUUGGUGUCGAGGGCAAGGAUGACAUCGAACUGCCUAAACAUGAUAUCCAGAUGGGUCCGGUUGCACGCGCUAUACACAAAAAGAUGACCAACAUACAGUGGGGCCGCGAGGAGUUCGAGGGCUGGUCUGUCGCCUGCGAGUAAGCACCCGCUGACAUGGAACAAUGCUGGCUGCAUUCGUCCUGCACCCGAUAGGGAUCGCUGUUGUUAUGUUUAGAUCGUGCAUAUAUCGUGAAUGUAUGAAUAUAUACC